CUGUUUCUUUUCAGCUAUAAAAUUGCUUAGGUUUUAGUAGUGACUGCAUUUUAUUAAUUAGAACCCUUUAAAUUUAUUUUUAAAUUGAGGGGAGAGUCAUACAGCACACAACUGAGCGUACAAUUCAGUGGCAUUUAGUAAUUCACAAUGUUGUACAGCCCUCACCUCUAGUAAUCUGAAACUUGUAAUUAUUAAUCUGUCAGUGAAACUGUAAAGGAGAGGCUCGUCCAGGACCAUCUUGUACGGAGACUGGUUCCGAGUUGGGGCAGCGGAGACAGGUGGAUCUCGGUGGAUCCGGGAGAGCCUGGCCCAGGGGCUGUAGAUCCAGAGAGGAAGGCUGGCCCUGCCCCCAUGUGUGCCCCCAGGACACACACACCCUUUCCACUGUGUUUGUUUGAACAGUCAGCCCUCAGCAGAGGUCAGGGUCACCUCCGCUCUCAGGCCCUCAAGCCCAUCUGGGGUUCCACUCAGGGAGCAGAACACCAGGUCCUGUCUCUCCCUUCCUUCUCCAGCCUUUCUCCUGCUCUCCGAGCUCGAAGAGUUUUUAAAAAAUAUCUUUGUCAGCAAAUAUUUUUAGGCUAGAAUCUUGCUUUGUUAAGCUCUGCAACCAAUAAUUUCUUUUUUCUGAUUUCUGUUCUAACGAUCUUCUGUUGAAGGAAUGAACAUCUAGUAUCUAGUUUGAAUGGGCAGGGGUGGUAGGGUAGUCAGUGGGGGAAAGAAUUUUAGAAACUGAAAGGGAAAAUAGAUAAUUCAGCAAUAGUGCAGAUUUUUAAUACUCCAUUUGAUAACAGGACACUGUCACUUGGCUGAACCUGUUUAUAGAACAUUCCACCAUCAUUUUCAGGUGCUCAUGGAACAUUCUCCCAGGAUAGAUGAUAUCACAGACCACAAGACAAAUCACAAUAAGUUUUAAAAGACGGAGAACAUACUUUGCAUAAUUUCAAACUCCAGUGGAAUUAGAUAUCUACAACAGAAGUCUGGAAAGCCCCCCAUGUUUGGAAGUUAAAUAACACAUCUAAAUAGUGUGUGGGUGAAAAUGAAAACACAGUAUAUCAAAAUGUGUGGGAUACAGCUAAAGCAGUGGUACAGAAAGAUGUACCGUUUUUUAACACCUAUAUAAGAAAAGGCCUCAAUUAAAAAAAUCUCAGCUUCUACCUUAAAACACUAAAGAAGAGCAGACAAACCCCAAGGGAAGCAGAAAGAAAGAAUGAUUAACAAGGAAAUCAGUGAAACAGAAAAACCACUGAUCAACAAAGUAACACACCAAUUAACAAAAUCAUGAAUGAAAGAGGGGACAUCACUACUAAUUCUACAGAAAUGAACAGGCCUUAUAAGGGAAUACCAGGGAGACUGUACCAACAAACUAGAUGAAACGGACAAAUCCCUAGAAAGACACAAAUCACUGAAACUGAUUUAACUAAAGUCAAGUCUUUAUACAAAGGAAAGCUCAGGUCCAUGUGGCUUCACCAGUUACAUGCUAUCAGUAACACCAGUCACUCACAAACUCUCAGAAAAUCCAACUCAUUUUGAGAGGCUAGUGUUAUCCUGAUACCAAAGUAAAAGACAUCACACACACACACACACACACACACACACACACACACGCACACACGCCAGAGAUCAUGUGUCUCACAUGAACAUGGUUGUAAAAUCCUUAAAAUAUUAGCAACUGAAAUACAGCAACAUACACCAUGGCCAAGCAGGAUUUAUCACAGGAAUGCAAGGUUGGUUAAACAUCUAAAAACCAGUUAACAUAAUAAACCAUUUUCACAGAAUAAAGGGCAGAAUUCAUAAGAUCAUCUCAAUAGAUGCAGGAAAAUAUCUGGCAAAAAUCCCACAACCACUUGUGAUUAAAAAAUGUCAACAAACUAGGAAUAGAUGAGAACCUUUUCAACCUGAUAAAGGACAUCUGUUAAUUUCCAAAUGCUGCUGUAUCAGAUCAUUACAUACGUAGUUGUUCAAAACAUCACAAGUGUAUCAUCUGACAGUUCUGGAGAUCAGAGGUCUGAUACGAUUCUCAUGGGACUAAAAGCGUCGGCAGAGCUGUUCCUUCUGGAGGCUGCCGGGGACUUUCCUUGCCCUUUCCUACUGCUAGAGACGCCUGCAUUCCUUGGCUCCUGACCACCUCCCUUCACUUCGAAAGUCAGCAACUGUGGGUUGAGUCCUCUCAUUGUCUCACACCGACCUCUUCUGAUCCCCUCUUCUUCCACUUUUAAGGACCCUUGUAACUACAUUGGGGCCUCCUGGAAAAUCCAUGUUUAUCUUACGGUCAGCUGAUUAGCAACCUCAUUUUCCCUUUGCCAUGUAACCAGACACAUUCACAAUUCCAGGGAUAAGGACAUGGACAUCUGUGUUUGGGACAGCAUCUGUGAAGACCACAAGCUAGGCUCCUAAUUCAUGGUGAAUGAUUGAAUUCUUCCCUGUAAAAUCAGGAACAAGGGGACUCACUCUUGCCACUUCUCAACAUUGUACUAGACCUGCAGUUAAGGCACACACAGAAGGCAGCGUGCACACUGGGAAGGAGGAUUGUAAAAGUGUCCUUCACAGAUGGGACCCUGUAUGGAGCUGAUCUUAAGGAGUCCAGAUACACAAACAUACCUGAAACUAGUAAGUUUAGCAAGGUCCUGGGAUGCAAUAUAACAGAAACCUGCUGUGUUUAUACAUACUAAUGACAAUCUGAAAAUGAAAUUAAGAAAAUUCCAUUCACAAUAGCAUCAAAAUAAAAUACUUAGAAAUUACUUUAUCAAAAGUAGUACCAGAUUUAUACACUGUAAACUACAAAAAAAAAAAGCUAAGAGAAAGAAGAUCCAAGUAAAUGGCUAGAUAUUCUAUAUUCCUUGAUUAGAAGAUCUUUGUGAUCUUGGGUUGGGUAGAAUUCUUAGACACCACAUCAAAAUCAUAAGCCAUGGAAGAAAAAACUGAUCAAUUGGACUUAAUUAAAAUAAACUUUUGUACUUCAAAAGCCAACAUUUAAAAAAAUGGAGACAAGCCACAAAUGGAAAAAUAUCUGCAAAUGUUAUCUCUGAUAGUCCAUAGCUUAUAGUCUUGUAUCUAUGAUAUCUAGUCUUGUAACUCAGUAGGAACACAGCUCAAUUUAAAAAAUGGGCAAAAGUCUUAGACAUUACACUGUAGAUAUAAAAAUGCCAAUAAACACAUGAAAAGGUGCCCAGCAUCAAUUGUCAGAGAAACAGAACAGCUCAGAACAACAAAACAAAACUGACCAUACCAAAUACUGAUGGAAUGUGGAACUGGAAUUCUCAUACUUUGUAAAGUGAAACAAUCAUUUUGGAAAACAGGGUUUUAAAAAAUUUAGACAUAAAUACUAUGUCAGCCAGCAGUUCCACUCCUGAGAGCCCACCCAAGAGGAGUGAAACCUGUAUCCACACAAAAACUCAUACACAAAUGUUCAAGGCAACAUUAUUCACAAUAACCCCAAAACAGAAACAAGCCAGAUGUCAACAAAUGUGGCAAAUGCAUAAAAAAAUGCAUAAAAAAGUAUUGAUCAGCCAUAACAAUAAUGCAGCACUGACACACCAUCAUGUGCAUGAACCCUGAAAACACGUUCAGUGCAAAAGGAGACAGAAGACCAUAUACUGUUCGAGAAUGUUCUAAAGCUGGACUAUGGGUGUGGCUGCACUAUACAAAUUUAAUAAGAAUCACUGAGUUGUAUACUGGUAAUGGUUGGCUUUUAUGGUGUGGGAAUCACAUUUCAAUAAAGGUGUUUUAGAAAAAGAACUGUGUUCCCAGCCACAUGUUGCAAGUCAAUCAAAAAGCACAAACCAUUCCAGACUCCAGUUUUUGGCUGUAAACAGAAAAGGCCAUUUUUGUUAGUAGUUAUUCACUGGAUGGUGUUAAUUUGAUUCAAACUAAGUUCUAAUUCAGACAAUAAAAGUUAAGCAAGUAUUUACACCCUCUUUGAGAUACUAAAGUACUGUUAACACUCAGAGGAAAGACAACUUGGGGUAUAUUUGUACCCACAUGGUUGGUCUACUUUUGUGGCUAGUUUACUCUUCUUGGUCCAGGCUGGGUGACAGCAGACAUGUAAUGCAGUAUACUAGGAAACAAGACUGCUGGCUAAUGUUCAGCUAGGAACAAAUUAAUGCAAGGUUAUUUUAAAGUUACAGUGAACUUCAUCGUAGCCUUCUAAACGACCUGUCUUGAAUCUAGACUUUCCUCAUUUUAUGUGGUGUCACGUUACUAUUACUUGGAGACAGAAUUUCUCUGAUAGUGGCAUUAGAGUAUGAUGGGCUGGAACCUGGGUCUAGGUUUUAGGGGGUCCUCGUGGUGUUGGAGGAUUGACAGCAACUCACAAGCAGCUAGUAAGAAAGAAAACUGUCAAUUUUGUUGAAUCGGUCCUUAACCACCAUCUGUUUCCUGGUUUCCAAAGCAAAAGGCUGGGACUGUCUCAUCUAUGGAUGCUCAUAAUUUGUGUCUUACUUUCUCCUUUGAGGCUGUCUUUAUUUAUUGGAACACUAUAGUAUAAGAGGGGUAGUUGGUGUUAAUGAUGCAGUGUAAUUGCUCUGGGCUUAUGACUAUGUUUAUGUAAGACUGUUGCUUUUAGUAUAUGAUGUUGAACAUCUCGGGACUACCCUUAUGGUAAUUCUAGUCAGUCAGUCACUAGUAACCAGUGCGUCACUUAGUUUUGGGCUUACCUUUACAAGGUUAGGAAAAUUUGUUUCAUCCAGAAGUAUUUUAAGGAGUAAGAGAGAUGGUCAUUGGAAGAGAUUAUAUAAAGUCUGUCCAGUGGACAACUUUAGUACUAACUACAUAGUUUAAAGCUUUUGCAGUUGCUAUGCUUAUAUGAACAGAUUUAUUUUAAAAGUAACUAUAUUUUUUUCAUUCUCCUUGAAGGGCAUUGGUUUUUUUUCCUUUUGAAAUGUAGUUCCCUCUGCUCCCCUAAACUCGUGCUCAAACUUAAAAACUGAUUGAUGGAUAUAUUUUUGACUUUUUAAUUAAAACAUUAAUUUGUGAAUGAAAACAAAAGAACUGUUGGGUAAAGGCACCACAGAUAAUACUUUACUACAGUGUCCCAAUAUACUUCUAGAAAAAAACUUCAGCCUAGACAAACCAAAUGAAAUUAAGGAGGAAAAAAGACAACACUUGUAAUAGUAUUAAAAGAAACAACCAUCUAUAAGGAAAAAAAAUCUAAAAAAAUCUAUGCAAGAUCUUAAUGUGGAAAUCUACAAGACCACUGAAGGGAACUGAGGACCCAGAUAAAGGGCGGGCUCAGGCCACGUGCACAGACUGGGAAACUCCAACUGCAGCACACAUCACAACUGGACAGGCUUUUGUUUGAUUUUGGACACCUGACAAGCUGCUCCCACAGUGUACAAGGAACCGCGCAGGGCCACUAAUAGCCGAGAUGCUCUUGGAGCGGGAGGAGGGGGGAGGAUGUGCUCUCCCUCUGGUUCAGGGGGAGCCCAGAAAGGGCUUAUGCAGGCCCUGACUUAAUGGCAAAGAUGGCGCCAGAGAGCCAGGAGGAGAGGAAAGGCCCUGCACUAAACGUGGGGAGGAGACCGUCACCAACAGAACGCAAGGACCACCACCUCACUCUUAGAAAGUGAGUUAGAGACAGCGUGGCCCACGGAUGUCACAGAGAAGGGUAGGGCGGUUACAUGUUCACGAGGUGUUUUGAAGAGAAUACAUUCAAGUCCAUGUGCCAAACAGGACUAGAAACAAUGAACAGCUGGAUACUUCAGACUACAUUAAAAAAACUUUUUGGAGUCUUUCCACAUGACAAGCAUCUUGUGAGACCACAUUAAAAUCAAGAACUCUCAUCAGAAUGAUGACGAGACUGGAGAAGCAAACCACGGUGCAGUAGAAAACAUGGGCCACACAUACCUGACCAAGGAGCUUGCGUCCGGACAGUUUUCAAACAAAAUCAGCAGGAGACUUAACUGUACUUAACAAACAGGACAAUCCACUGGCUAAUGAGCUGCCAUCAUUGGUGAUGGAGGCAACAUGGAACGAUGAAAGCCACCGUCCACCCGCCUUAGUGGCUGAGAGCAGACAGGGUAAGGGUGGUGUCAAGGGCACUCCCGUUAGCCCCAGGAGGGUGUGACCCCCAACUGCCCAGGAAGGGUUGGCCUCCUGCCAGCACAACAUACCCUGGUCCCAGCGAUUCCACUCAGGGCCCACAGAAAUGCAUGCAUGCAGGCCCCAGGGGGUUGCAGCGGCACUGCUGGCAACGACCAGGACAUCCCUCAAGCCACAGGCGGGUCAGGCGCCCACAGCGUGAAGGAGGAUGAAGGGAGGACUGUGUCUAUGACAGCACAGGAGUAGCCAGGCCCAGGGCUUCUGUAUGGCAUCACUGCUGCAAAGAUCGGAAACUGGCAAGGAAACCAGACUUCUCGGGGGGGAUCUCGGGUGGAGAGACACGAGGGCGGUAAUGAGCCUGUAAGUCAGCACAGGUCGCUUCAGGGAGCAGGGACCAGAGUCGGCCCCGGGGCGGCCAGGACAGCAGUCUUUUCAAACUCAGUGGGCUGAACACUCAUGUUACUGCAGGACUCAAGAAACAUUUAAAAGUACCUAAUCCGGCUGCCAAAAACCUGAUAAGGGUUCCCUGCCCCAUAAGCUCAACUGGGGGUUUACAGGACCUUUCCCACCCUGACCCUCUGAGGCCCUCUGAACUUGAAAAGAUGGAAACACUGACUCUCCUUCCCAGGCCACGUGCACCAGCCCCACCAUCCAGGAGCUCCUGCUGAGUCUGCGCUUUGUCCUGUGUAAACGUAUGUUUACCGUGUAAAUUUCUGGGUGUGGACUUUCUCCCUGCAGAUCUAUAAUUUCUCAGAAGAGAAGCUGAGAACGACCUGGAAAAAAAAUCAAAGCUCAGACCCACUGCCCUAGGCAGAGCAGAGCAAAUGGUGGGAAGGCAGCCAGAGAAAGGGUCCUCAGUAAUGAGGGAAAGUGUGGCUGGAGGCCCAGCCCCGGGAUGUGUGGUUUGAGCAGGGAGAGCAGAGACUGGGUUCCCAGGUGGAGAGGGGAGGACGGUGCUCCAGCUCCAGCAGACACCCCAUUCCCCCAUCUAACCCGUGGUGGCUUUAGGCCCAGCUGCAGCCUGUGCAGCGCAGCAUGGCCGUGUCCCCACAGGAGCCCUGGAGGACAGCCUGGGCCCCACUACUGGUGGAGACUGGUCUCACGGCCACAAGACCUGGCCCCCGAGGCUAGGCCAUCCCCCACUCUCUCCCUGGGAGGACGGUGCCGGGGAAAGCAAACACAAAGUGGCCGGGGCCCUGCCAGGCAUUCCUAGAAGAGACUGGGGGGAGGGGCAGGGGCCAGACACCAGCUGACCCCGAGGUCAGGGGAGAAGCCAAGGCUGGGCCAGGCCCCCAGGGGCUUCAACAAGAAAGAAUCCCACCCAGGCAGUUAGGAACUGGGGAGAAGGGUGGGAGUGGUCAGCAUGCCAGGGCAGAGUAUUGCUCCAGCUUAACUCCCACAAGGCCAUCUGCUGGGCGGGGAGACCCCAGGAGCUGCCCAAGGGGCCCCCACCCACGAGCAGAGGGCUGGCUGCACACCAGCCCCUCACAGGCUACUCCAAAGGAGACCCCCGCCCUCCACUGCCUGCGGGCCCCAGCUCUGCUCCGCCCAGCCCUGCAGGGGGAUGGGAAGAUGGAGGGAUGGGAAGAUGGGGGGAUGGGAAGAUGGGGGGAAUGGGAAGAUGGGGGAUUGGCCCUUGUUGGCCCUCAGGUCUGCAUACAGCCCACCUUGUACCCUGAAGGUGCUUCAGGGCAGAUGCAGCCCCCAGCCUGUCCCCUAUGCCAUCUUCACCCUGGGGGCUCAGUGCCGAUGCUGGCAGCCCGGCAGGAGAGGGUUAACGAAGCUGGGGCCAGCAGGGCUGGGCUGGCCGGUGACAAGGGUGCUGGCUGCCCCAGCAGCGGGUGGGGAAAUCCAGAGGGCAGGAGCAGCUGGCCCCAGCAGACGCCCCCCCUGCUCGCUGCCUGCAGCCUGCUCUGCACGCGGGAUGGCCCCAAGGAAAGGAGGCCUGGCCCUGGCGGUGCUGCUGGUCUCCUGGGCAGCGCUGGGCCCCCGCAGCCUGGAGGGAGUGGAACCUGGGGUGCCAGCAGACACUGAGGGCCUGCAGUGCCCGGCAGUCUGCGUCUGCGGCCACGACGACUACACAGACGAGCUCAGCGUCUUCUGCAGCUCCCGGAACCUCACCCGGCUGCCCGACGGCAUCCCAGAGGGUGCCAAGGCCCUGUGGCUGGAUGGCAACAACUUUUCUUCCGUCCCCACGGCGGCCUUCCGGAACCUCUCCAGCCUGGGCUUCCUCAACCUGCAGGGCAGCCAGCUGGCCAGCCUGGAGCCACAGGCGCUCCUGGGCCUGCCGAACCUGUACCACCUGCACCUGGAGCGGAACCAGCUGCGCAGCCUGGCAGCCCGCACCUUCCUGCACACACCGGGCCUCGCCUCACUCGGCCUCAACAACAACCUGCUAAGCCGGGUGGACGAGGGCCUCUUCCAGGGUCUGGCCCACCUCUGGGACCUCAACCUGGGCUGGAACAGCCUGGCCGUGCUGCCUGACACCGCGUUCCAGAGCCUGGCCAACCUGCGGGAGCUGGUGCUGGCGGGCAACAAGCUGGCCUACCUGCAGCCCGCGCUCUUCUGCGGCCUCAGCGAGCUCCGGGAGCUGGACCUGAGCAGGAACGCCCUGCGGAGCGUCAAGGCCAACGUCUUCGUCAAGCUGCCCAAACUCCAGAAGCUCUACCUGGACCACAACCUCAUCGCGGCCGUGGCCCCGGGCGCCUUCCUGGGCCUGAAGGCGCUGCGCUGGCUGGACCUGUCGCACAACCGCGUGGGCAGCCUCCUGGAGGACACCUUCCCGGGCCUGCUGGGCCUGCACGUCCUGCGCCUCUCCCACAAUGCCCUCGCGGGCUUGCGGCCCCGAACCUUCAAGGACCUGCACUUCCUGGAGGAGCUGCAGCUGGGCUACAACCGCAUCCGGCAGUUGCCCGAGAAGGUGUUCGAGGGCCUGGCCCAGCUGGAGGUGCUCGGGCUCAACAACAACCAAAUCCAAGAGAUUAAGGUGGGCGCCUUCCUGGGCCUCUUCAAUGUGGCUGUCAUGAACCUCUCUCGCAACUGCCUGCGGAACCUUCCAGAGCAGGUGUUCCAGGGCCUGAGCAAGCUGCACAGCCUGCACCUGGAGGGCAGCUGCCUGGGCCGAGUCGGCCUGCACACCUUCACCGGCCUCUCAGGGCUGCGCCGGCUCUUCCUCAAGGACAACAGCAUCACGGCCAUUGACGAGCAGAGCCUGGUGGGGCUAGCCGAGCUCCUCGAGCUGGACCUCACCUCCAACCAGCUCACACACCUGCCCGCCCGGCUCUUCCAGGGCCUCAGCAAGCUGGAGUACCUCCUCCUCUCCCGGAACCGGCUGUCGGUGCUCUCGGCGGACGUCCUGGGGCCCCUGCAGCGCACCUUCUGGCUGGACGUCUCCCACAACCGCCUGGAGGUGCUGCCUGAGGGCGUGCUCUCCCCGCUGGGGCGGCUGCGCUACCUCAGCCUCCGGAACAACUCGCUGCGGACCUUUGUGCCCGAGCCACCUGGCCUGGAGCGCCUGUGGCUUGAGGGCAACCCCUGGGACUGCAGCUGCCCCCUCAAGGCCCUGAGGGCCUUGGCCCUGCAGCACCCCAGCAUCGUGCCCCGCUUCGUCCGGGCCAUGGUGGAGGGGGACGAUGACCGCCAGCCGCCUGCCUACACCUACAACAACAUCACCUGUGCCAGCCCCACCAGCGUCUCGGGCCUCGACCUGCGUGACAUCAGCGAAGACCACUUUGCUCGCUGCUGACCUGAGGCUGCCCAGGCCGGACACCACCCCGUUCACCUGCCGGGGUCCCAACCCCAGGGGACAGUCUUGGGGAUUUGCCAGCACAGGCUCUGGACCUGUGGCCACCAGCCUGGUCCUGGAGGGCCUGACCAGGAGGGUCAGGGACACGGCCACCACAAAGGCCCAUAGCCCUCCCCAGCUGUCAACAAUUAAAAGCAGCCUAAUAAACAUGCCGUGUGACA
This is a messenger RNA of Vicugna pacos (alpaca), 10002 nucleotides long. Lineage: Eukaryota; Metazoa; Chordata; Mammalia; Artiodactyla; Camelidae. The record is from RefSeq and is a predicted model, not a curated record.